Messenger RNA from Staurois parvus, 337 nucleotides. Lineage: Eukaryota; Metazoa; Chordata; Amphibia; Anura; Ranidae. The record is from the annotation of a GenBank genome assembly.
GAGGAUGGAUGAGGACAGAAGAAACAGGGCGGAGAGGGUAUUACACCUCACUCUGGAGAUUCUCUACUUACUGACCGGAGAGGACUAUGUCGUGGUAAAGAAGACUUUCAUCAAUGAAUUGAGCAGAAAGCAGAGCCCCACCAUGGAGCCUCUACUUCCCUCAUUGACACCAGAGAGAAACAUUGACAAGAAGAUCCUAAAAGUCACCCAGAAGAUCGUCGACCUGCUGACAGGAGAGGUGAGUGGUGGUGCCGGGAAUUCUGGGACAUUCUCCAAUAACAGACAAGGGAUGUGUCUGGAUGGUGACUGUAUCAUUGUGUGUGUCAGGUUCCUAUAA